AUGAAGCCAACCGUCCAAGCCAUCGACAUCGUCGCCACGCACCGCCGCGCACCGCGCAUGCGGCGUCGUAAAAACCGCCCUCACCCGUGGGCGCGCUAUCUCUCCCUCUUCUCCCUCGUUUUCACCGUCUCGUUCGCGACGACGGGCGAGGGAGCGACGUGUACGACCCCGCGGUUGAAGAGCAGAAUCGGUAGCGUGCGCGAGUGUUCGCCCACCGUGCGCGCCGAACGACGGCUGUGCGGCGUCGUCGCGGGCGCGGUGGACGCGUCAACGUCGCUCAUGUACGUCGCGAGCCCGUUGAGCGAUUCUCUCGCGGUGAUCGACGUGGGAACGCCGACGGCGCCGCGGGUGACGAGCGGGACGCGAGACGCGCGGACGACGCGGAGACCGCUGGACGUGCGAUUACACGAUAGUGGGACCUACAUCGCGGUCCUGAGCGGUGGAAAUACGGCGAGGGAUAAAAAUUCGACGCUGACGAUCGCGAGCGUGGAGGGAGUGAACGCCGCGAACGGGGCGGCGCCGACGUACGCGGCGACGAAGAGCGACUGCGUGGCGACCGUUCGGGACGGGCGUACGCAUUACGUCGGCAGCCUGUGUGGGUGCACGGCGUUUGAUAUGGUGGGUGAUGUGGCGUACGUGGUGUGCGGGGACGCGAGUCGGUUGACGAUAGUGUCGCUGCCGACGACGGCGGCGAACGCGGCGACGACGGCGAUGACGGUGCUCGGUUCGAUUCAGAGCGAGUUGUUAGCGGAAGGGAACGCGGUGACGGUGCGGAAUAAUAGGGCGUACGUGCGAUCCGAUGGAGUUUGUGCGUCGUGCGUCGCCGUUGUGGACGUCACCAACGUGGCAUCUCCAACCAUGGUUGGCGAGAGCGAUGUUUCAGUCGUGACGGAUGUCGACAGGUGGUACUGGACGACAGCAUUCUUAGCUCGUGGCGCGCACAGGGAUAACGCGACGUUCGAGUACGAUUGGAUAAUGGAUCCUGUGUCGUCGAGUGUGACCACGGUGUCGCGUGCGUGCGUGAACUUUGCGAAGACGAUCGGGGACUCGCCUUCCGCGUGUGCGGGGAGUACUUACCACUUUGCCUACGAAGCCGAAGCCGAGGCAAACGCGUACUGGUAUUGCGCGAGUUGA
Molecule: messenger RNA, 1134 nt
Organism: Ostreococcus tauri
Lineage: Eukaryota; Viridiplantae; Chlorophyta; Mamiellophyceae; Mamiellales; Bathycoccaceae
Product: unnamed product
Exons: 1
Coding region: 1-1134 (377 amino acids)
Source: RefSeq, a predicted model, not a curated record